This is a messenger RNA of Lobosporangium transversale, 1588 nucleotides long. RefSeq names its product mono-functional DNA-alkylating methyl methanesulfonate N-term-domain-containing protein. NCBI's taxonomy places the organism in Eukaryota, Fungi, Mortierellomycota, Mortierellomycetes, Mortierellales, Mortierellaceae. Gene Ontology annotation, molecular function: protein binding. Gene Ontology annotation, cellular component: nucleus. The coding region runs from base 274 to 1557 and encodes 427 amino acids. The transcript is spliced from 6 exons. The record is from RefSeq and is a predicted model, not a curated record.
AUUCUACUUCAAUGGGGAUACAAAGGAUACGACGGAUCAGGGAAAGUUUUAUACGCUGCAGCAGGUAUAUUUGUACUUGAAAGGCGUCAACAUGGCCAAUUGGUUUUAGUAGAUGGACAGUUUGUAAUUAUCUUGAGUGCUAUUAGACUUUUCCCCUUUUCUUUCUAACAGAUGUAGCAAUUGCUCGAGAUUAUGUAGAUAAAAAUCGCAGAACCGGGAGUAGACUAUAGACAAGUCGGAUCCAGCCUUGCAAUUGACCCAACCAAUCGAAUCAUGGCCAUAUCAGCGCUUUACGGUAGUAUCAAAAUUGUUCGGAUGAGGUCUACGAGGCGAUCUUCAUUCAAUCCCGUCGAACGGAUAUCAGAGUUUGCUCUAAAAGGAGCAAUUAUCGCAAUGGAUUUUCUUACAACAGCAGAUCAUGAAAAAUACAGUAUUGUUAUCCUGGCGGUCCUAUUUUACAGCAAAGAGACAUUGAGCCAUCACAUUGCGACGUUCAGUAUCAAUCUUGAUCUCGAUGACGUAGAAAGUGGUUCCGGCGCGCUACCAAUGCAACUUGGUAAUAGCCAGCUGACGUCCAAUUCUCCUACAUCGGUCUUCAUUCUGAAGGCUCUGCCGAAUAUUCCGCGUGCUAUGGUGUAUAUUGACGAGGAGAAAAUUACUUUAGUCACGGUGGAGUCACCACUUAGAUUUUCAAAGCACAUUCAGGCCACUCAUAUUCACCACCCACCACUACAACUACCGAGAAAAGACAGUAGCCUAGAGUAUAUUGGGCUCGCGAUAGGAUCAGCAUCAGACAGUGUUUUCCCUCUAAUUUCAUCAUGCGCUAUUCCUCCACCUUCGCCAUAUCCAGAGAGCGACCAAACGCUUUAUCUUGGAAGCGACACAUCAGAUUUGUUUCGUGUCAGAAUCAUGCAUAAAACAAAUACAUUGCACUAUGAACUUAUAUCGAGUGAUCGACCAGUUGGACGCACAAUGAUAGUUCUUGCCAGGCGCGAAUUCAUCUCGGAAAGCUCAUUGUCUGAAACAUCAGGCGAGCUGUUGCUCAACAUUGAUUAUCUCUUAUACUCAAAUGAUUAUGGAGAUGGAGGGCUAAUUGCCUUUAAAGAAGAGGAGGAUGGAGUUGAUAUCUAUGCUUUGACGAAUCUUCAAAACAGUUCACCUGUCGUAGACUUUUGUGUGCGUGAGCCAUUGCUUCCUGGACGCGACUCUCUAUUUUUGUGCUCUGGAAUGAAAAGCGAAGGUUCAUUAAGGGAAGUUCGAUCUGGAAUAUCAGUAGUGAGCUCCGGAAGCAGCGGAAGUAAAUUAUUUGCCGGUGCAACCGGGCUCUGGAGCAUAAAAAAGAGACAUGAAGAUGCAUUCGAAUCAGUUCUUGUUGUUUCUUUCAUUCAGAGUACCAAAUUGAUGCACGUUUUAGAUGGAGACAGUUUAGAAGAAAUAGCGGAUGGUUGGGGUCUUAGUCUCGACCAAGCUACAGUCCAUGCUGGGCGGUUGGCUGAUAACCAUCUUUUUCAAGUUAAUCGUCUAGGAGUUGUUAUUGCUAGUUUAGACACAGGUUAGUCGAUAGAUCAACAGUCUAUUUAUCUCUUGC